This is a messenger RNA of Camellia sinensis, 999 nucleotides long. Lineage: Eukaryota; Viridiplantae; Streptophyta; Magnoliopsida; Ericales; Theaceae. The record is from RefSeq and is a predicted model, not a curated record.
AUGGACGUGGCAAAACGUUACUUGGGUGUGCUUGCACAGAGGUGCAUGGUUCAAGUACAAGUAGAGACGUAUACUCAAAGGAUCAAUUAUUGUCGCAUUCAUGAUCUCAUGCUAGAGCUACGUUUGUCAAAGGUAGAAAUAAAUGAUUUUCUUCGAAUCAUUUUUCUCCAACGUGAAACUGAUCCAGCUAAUUGCUUUUCCACCACAUCAACAACUACUAUUCCAAAAAUGCGCAGGCUUGCAAUUCAUUUGAAUAGGGAUGUCCAAAGAGUUUUCCUCCCUGACUUGGAGACAACUAAUCAGCUAAGAUCAAUAUUGUUCUGCAAUCAAGGAGUGUAUUUGACAGAGUUGAACUCCCAUUUCAAGUACUUCAAAUUGCUUAGGAAUUUGGAUCUUGAAGGAUUUUGCUUUGAUAAAAAGUUCGUCAAAUCAAUAGGUGACCUAAUUAGCUUGAGAAGAUGUAACUUUCUGGAAGAGGAUCAAUCAGGACUUAGCGGCUUUCAUCAACUACCUAUUACCAAGUUACCAGAAUACUGCCAGGGUUUCUCUCCCAGCCUCAUCGAGUUAAAGUUGUCUGGAUGUGAACUUGAAGAAGACCCUAUGCCAACAUUAGAGAGGCUACCUAACCUACAAUAUCUCUAUUUAGGUAGUUCUGACAUUGAAGACAAAUUGGUUGACUCCGCUGAUGGUUUCCCCCAACUCAAAAUGGUUUGCUCCGCUAAUGGUUUCCUCCAACUCAAAACCCUAGAACUCAAUCGUUUUUACAAUUUAAACGAGUGGGAGGUGGAAAAAGGAGCCAUGCCCAAUCUCUCUUCUUUAGAAAUUGAAUGUUGCCCAGGACUAGAAAUGGUUCCAGAGGGACUGAGAUUCGUUGCUACCCUCCAACGAUUUACAAUUAGGGCUAUGAGCCAAAAUUUCAAGAACAAGCUUCGAAGGGUCAAUGGUGAAGGAGAAGAUUUUUACAAAGUGCGACAUGUGUCCUACCUCAACAUUCUCUAA